AAAUUGUGAGUGUGGCCACACUGAUGCAAUCGUCGAUCUCGUCGUGCUUAUUAUGCUGCUCAUGUUCCUACUUACUGCUGUGCAGUAAACAAAGCAAGGCCUUUUUGUGAUUGUUUUUGAACAGUCUGUUUUCUAUUAUUUCGUUGUGUUUUAAACACUAACUUCAGGAAUCGUUUGCAAUUAUAGUUUGGUACUAGUUGUGACACAUAUGUUCACAAUGUCCAGUGGCAGUAGCAAGGAUAAUGUAAAUACGGAGCCAGCUGCUGGGGAUACCGGGGCGGUGGCCGGUGCCAACGAAGCCAAAUCUGCAGCCCAGCUAAAAAAGGAGGCGAAGCAAAAAGCAAAAGAAGAAAAGAUGAAGAAAUUCAAUGAAAAGAAACAGAAACAGGAUGCCAUGAAAGAGUCUUCUGAAGGUAAAGAGAAGAAAAAGAAGGAGAAAAAAGAUGUAGCUGUGACAACUUAUGAUGUGAAAACUCCAUCUGGAGAAAAGAAAGAUACCACUUGUCAGCUGCCCGAUGCAUAUAGUCCUGUGUAUGUUGAGGCUGCAUGGUAUGAGUGGUGGGAGAAGAUGGGUUUCUUUAAACCAGAAUAUGGUAGAGAUAGCUUGGAAAAUGUAGAUCCCAAUGAUAUAUUUAUGAUCUGUAUACCACCCCCUAAUGUCACAGGUAGCCUCCAUUUGGGACAUGCUCUCACUAAUGCUAUUGAAGAUGCCUUAACAAGAUGGAAUCGUAUGAAAGGAAAAGUUGCAUUGUGGAACCCAGGAUGUGAUCAUGCAGGGAUCGCCACUCAAGUUGUGGUUGAGAAGAGACUGUGGCGGGAAAAAAGACUUACCAGGCAUGAUAUAGGAAGAGAGAAAUUUCUUGAGGAAGCUUGGAAAUGGAAAAAUGAAAAGGGUGGCCGAAUUUAUGAUCAACUACGUAAGAUCGGUUCUUCAUGUGACUGGGAUAGAGAGUGCUUUACGAUGGAUCCAAAGCUUUCUCGUGCUGUGUCCGAGGCAUUUGUCCGUAUGCAUGCUGAUGGUACGAUUUACCGUAGCAACCGUCUUAUUAACUGGUCCUGCACUCUGAAGUCGGCUAUAUCAGAUAUAGAGGUCGAGAAACGUGAACUUCCCGGCAGAACCUUGCUAUUUGUCCCUGGAUAUGAAGAAAAAAUUGAGUUUGGUGUUCUAAUUGAAUUUGCAUACAAGGUGGAAAACUCAGGUGAAGAGAUUGUUGUCGCUACGACACGUAUCGAGACAAUGCUUGGUGACACAGCUGUUGCUGUUCACCCGGAGGAUCAACGAUACAAGCAACUCCAAGGAAAGAACGUCAUCCAUCCAUUCCGCAACGAACCAAUCCCAAUCAUUGCUGAUGACUUUGUUGACAUGAACUUUGGCACAGGUGCUGUUAAGAUUACACCAGCCCAUGACCCCAAUGAUUAUGACUGCGGUAAGAGGAAUAAUCUCCCAUUCCUUCAAAUGAUAGAUGAUGAGGGAUAUAUCACAGAUGUCGGAAAACAGUUUAAGGGUAUGAAGAGAUUUUUAGCCAGGACAGCGGUAUUAGAGGCACUGAAGGAGAAGAACCUAUACAGAGGCACCAAGGACAAUCCCAUGCUGAUCCCUAUAUGCAGUCGUUCUAAAGACAUUGUUGAACCGCUGGUCAAGUCUCAGUGGUUUGUGGACUGCACUGAGAUGGCUGCUGCUGCUGUGCAAGCAGUUGAGGAUGGAGAUUUGGAGAUAAUCCCUGACAUGCACAUAAAAACCUGGAAUCAGUGGUUGAAAAACAGCAGGGAUUGGUGUAUCUCGCGUCAACUUUGGUGGGGCCAUCGUAUCCCAGCUUAUUUUGUAACUGUGGAUGAUAGCAGUGUGCCACCUGGAGAGGAUACAGACAACAACUAUUGGGUGAGUGCUACCACAGAAGAGGAAGCAUUGGAGAAAGCAGCUGCCAGGUUCAAAGUUCCCAAGGAUAAGAUUCAACUCAGGCAAGAUGAUGAUGUUUUGGAUACAUGGUUUUCAUCAGGCAUUUUCCCAUUCUCCAUCUUUGGCUGGCCAGAUGAGACCCCUGACCUGAAAACCUUCUAUCCAGGUACGCUGCUGGAGACAGGCCAUGACAUUAUCUUCUUCUGGGUAGCACGCAUGGUAAUGAUGAGCCUGAAGCUCAAUGGCAAACUACCGUUCAAGCAAGUGUAUCUGCACGCAAUGGUACGUGACGCACAUGGCCGCAAGAUGAGCAAGUCGCUAGGCAACGUGAUUGACCCAGUCGAUGUUAUCAAAGGGAUUACAUUGGAGGGCUUGCACAAGAUUUUAGAACAGGGAAACUUAGACCCCAAAGAAGUACAGCGGGCUAAGGAUGGACAGAAGAGGGACUACCCGAACGGAAUACCUGAAUGUGGUACUGAUGCUCUUCGAUUUGCGCUUUGUGCGUACACAGCCCAGGGUCGUGACAUCAACUUAGAUGUGAUGCGUGUACUCGGGUACCGUCAUUUCUGCAACAAGAUGUGGAAUGCAACUCGCUUUGCAACAAUGACCCUAGGAGAAGGCUUCACACCUAAAGCUAAAUUUGAGCUUUGCGGACUGGAAGGCCCGAUGGAUCGAUGGAUUCUUAGCCGAUUAGCUAGCGCUGUCCAGGCGUGUGAGAUUGGUUGGCCUGUAUUUGAUUUUUCCUCCAUUACUACCUCAAUUCAUCACUUUUGGCUGUAUGACCUAUGUGACUACUACUUGGAAUACAUGAAGCCUAUUGUGCAGUCUGGUGAUUCCGCUCGUGUUGAUGCCGUCCGUCAGGUCUUGUACACAUGCCUUGAUAUCGGCCUACGACUCAUCAGCCCGUUCAUGCCAUUCAUCUCCGAGGAACUCUUCCAGCGUUUGCCUAGAAGGACAGAAGGAGAACCACCAAGUAUAUGUGUCACUCGCUAUCCAGAUGUUAAAGAAUGUCCAUUUAGUAAUGAGAAGUUGGAUUCAGAUGUUGAAUUUGUGCAGUCUAUUAUUAAACAGAUUCGAUCAUUGCGAGCUGAUUACAAUCUCGUCAAAACAAAAGCAGAUGAUGGUGCAAACAGAGAAUGAAUUGAAGAAAAUUGAAGAAGCUAUACGAACGUUCAAGCUGGUAGAAUGAUGGAAUUUUAGCUAAGAAUGCAUUUAUAUCUAUAUAAAAAGAAUCCUCAGACUUCACAACAUUUUUGAAGGUUUGCAUAUAAUUAUAUGCUACUGUAAACAAAACAAGAGCACAAUUACAAAAAAGUAUAAUAAUGAUGAAUUUUAUUGUUUUCUGCUUUGCCCAGAAUGUAUCAAGUUCAUAUUUUCCUGAUGAGAGCAUACAAAAUGAAUAUUUAUUAGACAUGGUGAUGUUGGAUGACAUGGAUAAAGGGACAUAUUGCAAUUCUGGGAUACAAUUCUGGAAUUUAUUUGUGAAAAUCUGUUAUAACCAUAAAAAUUGGUUUAAAGUUUAUUAAUUAAACCAUUUAACAAUCAGGUUGUGAUCCUUCAAAUCAAAAUGUUGCUUGAUUAGUAUAAUUAGUUUGGGAACAUUUUUUAUGAUUUUUAAAUAAAAACUGUUGCCUUGUUUCAGUUGUACUUAAGAAGUUAAUAUUUUAAAUGAUGAAAUACAAUUAGCAAUUCCCUAAUUGCGGUGCCUGAUAAAGAACAGAUGAUAUCAGAUCAUUGUGUUGCAAGGGAGUGAAAUCAUAUUGGGCUUAUUCAAAAAGAAUUAAUUAAUUUAAAAAUUCUUAGACAAGUAAUGUUUUUAUGGUUAUGGAUUUUUUUAAAAUUGAGCUAUUCUUGAACCACAAAUGAUGAUUUGAUGCAAAUGUUAUAAAUAUUAUAGAGUCUUAUUACAUUUAUGAUAUCAAAAGUGUCAUUUUCAGCUAAAUAUCUCCAGUAAGUUACUUAAAAUGAAAUUAAUCCAAAUAAUACAGAAAAAUACUAGUGAUGUUUUACUUCACUGAAAGUCAAUAAUGCUGAAUUAUAAUGCUAUA
This is a messenger RNA of Anneissia japonica, 3945 nucleotides long. Its product is annotated as valine--tRNA ligase-like. Lineage: Eukaryota; Metazoa; Echinodermata; Crinoidea; Comatulida; Comatulidae. Gene Ontology annotation, molecular function: ATP binding; aminoacyl-tRNA deacylase activity; valine-tRNA ligase activity. Gene Ontology annotation, biological process: valyl-tRNA aminoacylation. Bases 209 to 3037 code for a protein of 942 amino acids. The transcript has 20 exons. The record is from RefSeq and is a predicted model, not a curated record. Gene Ontology annotation, cellular component: cytosol.